Messenger RNA from Solenopsis invicta (red fire ant), 1679 nucleotides. RefSeq names its product aprataxin and PNK-like factor. Gene Ontology annotation, molecular function: DNA-(apurinic or apyrimidinic site) endonuclease activity; 3'-5' exonuclease activity. The record is from RefSeq and is a predicted model, not a curated record. Gene Ontology annotation, cellular component: site of double-strand break; nucleus. The coding region runs from base 505 to 1542 and encodes 345 amino acids. Gene Ontology annotation, biological process: double-strand break repair. The transcript has 5 exons. NCBI's taxonomy places the organism in Eukaryota, Metazoa, Arthropoda, Insecta, Hymenoptera, Formicidae.
UAUCAUAAAUAUCAUAAAACGCUCUCAAUCUUGAUCGCAUCGGAUAUGGUCGAUAAUGUCGGCGUUCUUUAAUUAUCUCCGUCGCACAAAUGUGUGUACCCAUGAUUUUUCGCGUCACGUUUCGUCGACGACUGUUGUGCGGCGCAGUAAAUUUCUGAGCGCCAAGUUACACGUGACUACGCGUCGAAUUGAUGGUGAUCUCUGCGAUUUUUUUAUCAAAAUAUACGGAUAAGAUAAAUAAACCGAAUAACGGCAAAUCGAAACAUAGAGUGACUCAGAGUCAUUAAACACAAACGACAGCGUGCCGGCUAUUUUUUUCAUUGAUGACGUUUCAUCGAUGACGCCGUUGAUUAAUUGAAGGAUUGAAACUUAACAAUCCUUACUAUUAUCGCAGUGCAACGACGGCCAGGUGCUCAAACACGCCGUGACCAUCAACGUCUCGCCCAACGAUGAAAUGACGAUUACUCCGAGACCAUUUUCCAGUAUUAGGUGGCACCAUGUUAUAUGAAACCUGCUGGAAGCGCUCGUUGGCAAGCUCUUGAAUUGGGAAACAGUGUGCCGAUAAAGCCAGGCGACGUUUGCUCUCUGCUACCUGACAAAUGUUGGUUCAAGAUCAUCUCAGUGCCAGAGACAAUGCAGGAAGGUGAUCAGGCGUUGAAGAGAAAGAUGGAUCAAGAUUUGAAUAAUGAAGCAGACAGUAAGAAAGCCUGUUUACUGUCCAGUAUGGAAGCUGCUGUGUCUCCUAAUAAAGUUUUAGACGCUACUUUUCAUGACAAAGAUCCACCAGAUGAGCCUAAGGAAUAUCCUGUUAAUGGAAAUGGGGAACAUGGAGACGCGGCUGCUACAGUUUCACAAAUCUAUCCCGCAAGCUCACCAGAAGGAAAUGAUAUGCCUGCAUCGAGUUCCAAGAUGUCGACGGACUCUCAGGAUGUAACUAAACCUUCUGUCAAGCACGAGAGUAACAGAAAACGAAAAGCAAAGAAUAUAAAUUUAAUGAAUAAAGGUACAACGAACAGCGAACCAAGCAAGAAGAUCAAAUGGAAUUGUGGUGCUCACUUCAGCGAUCAGAUCGAAGCAGUUUCGCCGAACGAUUCUCAGUCGCCUGUUGCUGCGCCAGAUCAAGCUCCAGAUCAAGCUCCAGAUCAAGCAAGUGCGUCAAAUCCCGACAGAGUCCCUAGAGAAAAGUGUAUAUACGGUGCUCAAUGUUAUCGAAAAAAUCCCAAUCACAAGAACAACUAUAGUCAUCCAAAUGAUUCCGAUUACGAUGAGGUUGACGACCGGGAGGAGUGUCCGUAUGGUAUCAAAUGCUAUCGUAAGAACCCGCAACACAAGGCGCAGUUCAAGCACUCGAUUGCGUCACGUGAUCGUCGCAGAGCCGGUACCCCUGUGCACUCGGUGAUCGUCGACAACACGUCCGAAACGGACGGAUCAUCCGCGGAAGAGUCUGUUGAUGAGUCCGACUAUGAGCCAUCCGUAUAUACGGAGAGUUCGGACGACUGGGACGACGGGGGAAGCGAGUUGGACGACGGUACAACUGGCUGACGAAGAUUAUCUGUCUCUUGUCAAAAACAGUCCUACGUUCUCGAAGGUGUCUAAAUUAUAAUGUGUCCGCAAUGCGCAGAUCUAUUUUGUUAUGGAAUAUUUAUUUUUGUACACGGAUUAAAAAUAUUGUACCUAUA